AUGAAGAGAAAAAAUGUUUUGCUUUCUUCAUGUGUCAGUAUCAUAAAACUUCUUGUACUGAUUGCAGCAGCUGCUAUUGUUUCACUUGCUCCGGAUCGUCUGCUAGGAAACGUAUGUGCGCAAACCACUUCGGUUCAGCCUCGAUUACGUCCGAAACCUUCAGCUAGCGCCGGCGCGGUUCCAUUCAUCGUAGCAGACCCAAAGGUGCUACCUUCUUUUGGAGCUCCACCUGAUGAUUGUGCGCAGAAUGAGCCGGGAAGCAGCUGUCAAGAAAAGUUGAGUUCGACUAAGGCUACGGUGUUGCCCUCUGAUCUUGGUUUCACAGAUCUUGGUAAUUUGUGUUGA
Messenger RNA from Cylicostephanus goldi, 345 nucleotides. The record is from the annotation of a GenBank genome assembly. Lineage: Eukaryota; Metazoa; Nematoda; Chromadorea; Rhabditida; Strongylidae.